AUGACACUGCGACUUUGCUGGGCCUGGAUCUUUCUCCUGCCUGGCCUCACGGAUGGAGGGAAACUCCUGGUGGUGCCCAUGGUUGGAAGCCACUGGCUCAGCAUGCAGCAAGUGGUGGAAAAGCUCGCUGAGAGAGGACACGAAGUGGUGGUGGUGAUGCCAGAAGUCAGCUGGAACAUGAAAGCCUCUCAGGCAUACAAGGUGGUAACGCACCCCGUGUCCCAGACAAUGGAAGACCUGGAUAAUGCCUUUCAUGAGUAUGUGGCUGCUCACCUGAAGGUCCUGCCUUUCCCUCUGAAUAUUGCAGAACAAUACAAAGCCUACAGGCACGUCUUCAGCACAUUCUUUGUUCAGUGCAAGGACCUCUUCAAGAGCAAGGAGAUCCUGCAGUCUUUGAAUCAAAGCAACUUUGAUGCUGUCCUGACAGAUCCCUUUUUCAUGUGUGGAGCAAUUGUUGCUAAUUAUUUGUCUCUUCCAUUUGUGUUCUUCAUGAGAGGACUUCCUUGCAAUCUACACUAUAAAGCACCUCAGUGCCCGAGCCCUCUGUCCUACGCCCCACGAAUAUUCACUUUCUUCUCAGACCAAAUGACUUUUUUCCAGAGAGUGGAAAAUGCAGUGGUUGACUUCCUGGAGCUUGGGUACUGUAAUGGUGUUUACGAAGAUGCACUCAAGCUUUCCUCUGAAGUUCUUCAGAGGGAUGUGUCCCUCACAGACCUCACAAACUCUGCCUCUGUUUGGAUUCUGAGGUAUGACUUUGUGUUCGAGUACGUCCGACCAGUGAUGCCCAACAUGGUCUUUGUUGGAGGUAUCAACUGUGCUAAGAAGAAACCACUGAGUAAGGUGGUGGUGGAAUGUCCUGCUGCAAUGGGAGGUUGA
Molecule: messenger RNA, 876 nt
Organism: Chaetura pelagica (chimney swift)
Lineage: Eukaryota; Metazoa; Chordata; Aves; Apodiformes; Apodidae
Product: UDP-glucuronosyltransferase 1-9-like
Exons: 2
Coding region: 1-876 (291 amino acids)
Molecular function (GO): UDP-glycosyltransferase activity
Source: RefSeq, a predicted model, not a curated record